AUGGUUUCUCUCACUCUAAUUGUCUUGACCAUAGCGGGGUUAUGUGUCUCCUUCGUUUGCGCAGUCAACACACCAGUGUCGAAGGACAACAUCCACAUUGGAGACAAGGACUGGGAAUGGUGGUUUGCCGAGAAGGGCUCUCCGAUGUUCCACUUUGCACUCGCAAACGGCAACUCUCAAUGCUACCCGACAUGGCCCUGGCGCCCCGACGGCUCCAAAACCCCUCCGGCGGAAAUGGAUAACUGGCCAAACAUCCGCGGCUGCAAGAAGCCCGACAACAACCUGGGCUUCAAGUAUACAUGGGGCGUCCCGAUGCCUGUCUACUUCACCGUGCGAGAAUGUGAAAACCGCAGCCGCCGCGGUAACGGGACCAAGGAAGUGCGCGUCACGUACGGUUUGUUCUACGAGAAGGACGGCUUCUUCAGCAACGGCCAUGAUUACGACUGGGAGAAUGUCGUCGUUACGUGGCGGCAGUUUGGCGACAACUUCCUCAAAGACGAGAUCUGGGUGUCGGCACAUCACGGCGGGAAGAAGAAGAUAGGAUGGGAGAACGUUCCCCAGACGGCUGACCCGUCCAACUGGCUCGAAGACGGCGGGAAGAAUAACGACCAUGCCAGAGUCUACGUGGGCUGGUGCAAGCAUGCCAUGUUCUUUGACAGGGCCGGUAUCAAGGACGUGCUGUCGUGCCUGACGGACCUCGAAUACCGCACCCACGACUGGUACUACGUGGCCCGAAACAAGAGCGACCUCCUGAAUGCCAGUCCCGGCACAAAGUACUGGGACAAAUUCGUGAACGAGGAAUGGGGAAAGGCGUGGAGCAAGCCGUCUAACGAAUAUUGGGCAUCUUGCGACAGGUGA
Molecule: messenger RNA, 858 nt
Organism: Colletotrichum karsti
Lineage: Eukaryota; Fungi; Ascomycota; Sordariomycetes; Glomerellales; Glomerellaceae
Exons: 4
Coding region: 1-858 (285 amino acids)
Source: RefSeq, a predicted model, not a curated record